This is a messenger RNA of Triticum aestivum (bread wheat), 1563 nucleotides long. RefSeq lists its product as uncharacterized. The transcript has 11 exons. The record is from RefSeq and is a predicted model, not a curated record. The coding region runs from base 217 to 1365 and encodes 382 amino acids. Lineage: Eukaryota; Viridiplantae; Streptophyta; Magnoliopsida; Poales; Poaceae.
CGUCCCACACCCCCCCCAAAAAAAACAAGGAAAAUCAUCAUCGAGAAGGAACCCUCCCCCUCUCCGCCGCCGCACACCCCCACCCGAUUGAAACCUACAUCUGCCGCCGCCGCGCCACUCCUCACCACUCCACCCCACAGGAGAGAAGCGGCGAAUCCCCUUUAGCUUAUUAUAGUACAUAUUAGGGUUCGGCCGGCCUUCGGCGUGCGGGCGGAGAUGCUGGAAGGGAAGCCCGUCCCAUACCAUCCGCCAAUUGGCGCCGGCGCCGGUUGUGGAGACGUAAAAGGGGCAUGGACGGGGCAGAAGAGGCACAAGUACGAAGCCCCAUCUCUUACAUCAUCUUCUGAUGCUUAUGGAGAGACGAUUGGCCAGGAUAACGAAGAACGUCCCAACGAGAUCGCCGAUUCACCAGAUGAGCUUGCGGGCCUGGAAAAUGAUAUCGUCAGCGAGGAGGAGUUCCUUGGAUGCCUUAAGGUUUUAACCACCAGGCGUGCUCCUAUGAUCAUCACAGGGCGCAGGCUGGACGAGGAACAUCAACGCAAGCUCUACGAGCGCCUCACUCUCUACCGUAUCAAAGCUCCCAAGUUGGCACAAGGAGUUUGCAUAGAUGAUCAGAAGGAUGUGACUUUGGGAAACGAGUACUCCCCAGACAAUCUGGAGGACCUGUUUGAUUACUAUAAGAAUGCUGAUUCUCUGGAUUGGUACUUUGACCGUGGCUACUCUUUGCUUGCUGACUUGGAUGACUACCAGAGCCUUGUCCUCAAAAAUGGAGACGAUGGUAGAAGGUUCUGUGAUUGGGAAACAUACCGCUCAUUGUUUACUAGCUAUGAAAUUGAUGAAGAGUAUGUAAAGCUCUUUGAAGAAAUAUCAAAGAAAAUCAAGUGGCUUAAACGUUAUAUGGAAUAUGAACGAGCAUCUUCCAAGUGGAAGGAGAUGGAUGAUAGAGGAUUCUGCCAAGCAGCGAAGAUUGCGGCAGGCUUUCCGCGCAUGAGCUAUAAGUUAACUUUAAUGGCCUAUGAGGACAUGGAUCGUCUCUUUUUUGAGAUUUGGAAGUUUGCUACUAAGAAAAUGGGUGCCACUGAUAAGAAGAUUGAUUUUAGGGCUGGUUUGGUUGACGUCUGUCGAAGGAAUAUAUUACCUCGAUAUAGAAAGAGAAUGGAAUUCGCACUGGAUCAUAGUAGUCUUUCUGAUUUGGAAUCAAAUUUUGAUACUUGCGUGGAAGACAUCCCUGAUGAUGCUACAGAGGACGGAGCAUGCCGUUUGAUUAGAUCGGCAGUAUGGAAUAAGCUUCAUAAACCCAUGAUGUGGCACGAGUAUAUUUUGAGGAAGAUGAAGAUUGCUAAACACAUUGGCCUGGGUCCAUAAAAUUGAUAUGUCUCGGAACCCAAGACACCGACAGAUUUAGACAAUUGUUCCUUCUGAAAUAUAGUCUGUUGCUCACUCGCCUGCAAUUAAUGAUGUAUCUGUAUUAUGGCAUAUAUUGAUGUUAAGAGUGGUGGUGUUCUUGUGGUAAAAAUGUUUGCAAACUUUUCUAUGAUUACUUCAUUAGGUUUAUAAUAGUUA